UUCAGGAUCUCACCAGCUCCUUUUUCCCUCCUGCAGCUGUCUCCCCUUCUGCCUCAGUUCCAGGCCCCCUGCCGCCCCCCACACUCUCUCUGGGCUCCCAGGACCCUGUGUAUUACCAGGGGGAGCGUGUUAACCUCAGCUGCUCAGCUCCCAGGGGUGAGGCAGUGACGGGAUACAGAUUCUACAGGAGAAGAGGGGACCAGACCCCGGAGGAGCUCCCAUCUCCCAGUGGGGCAGCCUGGCUGGAGCUCAGGGCCGAGAUGGGGAAUCAGAGGCCCUACACCUGCCAGUACUGGAGAAAGGAGUCUGGGCAGGAGAUCCCAUCCACGGAGAGUAACAAGGUCUAUAUAACCGUGCAGGCCCCCCCGGCGGCCCCCACGCUCUCCCUGCACCCCCCACACCCGCUCUAUCUCCCAGGGGAGCGUGUGACCCUCAGGUGCUCGGCUCCAGGGAGCGACAGGCUGCAGGGAUACAGGUUCUAUGGGGAACAGGAGAGGCUGAUCCAUGACGAGGUCCCUGCCCCGGCUGGGGGCGCUGGGCUGGAGAUCGUGGCCGAGAUGGGGAAAGCCGGACCGUUCUCCUGUGCGUACUGGAUCCCGCGAUCCGGGCGACAUAUCCUGUCAGAGAGAAGCCGGCCAGUGUCCCUAUCAGUGCCAGGUGAGGCCUCUUUCCCUGGGGGGAUGCAAUGGGAUACGGGGGGGGUAUCCUCUCCCCUGGGGUCUCUCCCCACCUCCCUAGCCCUGGAUCCCCCCAUUCCCUGCAAACUCACCCCCAACCCCACCCAUCCGCCUGGUUCCCUCUGCCCCCCACAUGCAUGGAAAGUCAUCCCCCUCGCCCCAGGGCAGCAGGCGGUCCAGCCCCCUGCAGUGCUGAACAACCCGCCCCCCAGCAGGAGCCACUUUCUCUGCUGGACCCUCUUUGUGCUCCCCGUCCUGGCGGGAGUGCUGCCUAGUGGUUAG
Trachemys scripta elegans is the source of this 959-nucleotide messenger RNA. Its product is annotated as Fc receptor-like protein 6. The transcript has 2 exons. The record is from RefSeq and is a predicted model, not a curated record. Bases 261 to 959 code for a protein of 232 amino acids. Lineage: Eukaryota; Metazoa; Chordata; Testudines; Emydidae.